Molecule: messenger RNA, 1712 nt
Organism: Syzygium oleosum
Lineage: Eukaryota; Viridiplantae; Streptophyta; Magnoliopsida; Myrtales; Myrtaceae
Product: 3-oxo-Delta(4,5)-steroid 5-beta-reductase
Exons: 2
Coding region: 325-1497 (390 amino acids)
Source: RefSeq, a predicted model, not a curated record
GAGCCGAGUCACCCCCCCAGUUUCGCUUUCGCCGCUGGCGGAAAUGGUCGCUCGUGGCAAAUUUGGAUCAAGACCCAAAUUCACACGCGACAUGGAACGGAGCAGAACAGAUUGAAUAUAAUAAUAAGCGGCUCAAAUCCAACACCCGUCGAAUCGAAAAACCAGUUUGGGUUGCGUGGGUCGAGACCGACUGGUAGCUUCCUUUCUUCAUCUACUAGCCUCCGCCCCUUCCAUCUCCCCCAUCAUCUUCUUCCCCAAAGCAACCACUCUCUCUCUCUCUCUCUCUAGCGAAUUAGUCUAUCUGAAGAAGGGAAGGAAGCCACGAUGAGUUGGUGGUGGGCCGGAGCUAUUGGCGCUGCAAAGAAGAGGAUCGAUGAGGAGGAGGCACCCAAGAGCUACCAGAGCGUGGGGCUCAUCCUGGGGGUCACCGGGAUCGUGGGCAACAGCCUGGCCGAGAUCCUCCCGCUCUCCGACACCCCCGGCGGCCCCUGGAAGGUCUACGGCGUCGCCCGCCGCCCCCGCCCCUCCUGGAACGCCGACCACCCCAUCGAGUACAUCCAGUGCGACCUCUCCGACGAGUCCGACGCCCUCGCCAAGCUCUCCCCUCUCACCGACGUCACCCACGUCUUCUACGUCACCUGGGCCAACCGCUCGUCGGAGCUCGAGAACUGCCGCGUCAACGGCGCCAUGCUCCGCAACGCCCUCCACGCCCUCGUCCCCAACGCCCCCAACCUCCGCCACGUCUGCCUCCAGACGGGGACCAAGCACUACGUCGGUCCCUUCGAGGCCUUCGGCAAGAUUACCCCCCACGACCCGCCGUUCACGGAGGACCUCCCCCGGCUCGACGUCCCCAACUUCUACUACACUCUGGAGGACAUCCUCUUCGAGGAGACCUCGAAGAAGGACGACCUCUCGUGGUCCGUCCACCGCCCGCCGAUCAUCUUCGGCUUCUCCCCUUACAGCCUCAUGAACCUCGUCGGCUCCCUCUGCGCCUACGCCGCCAUCUGCAAGCACGAGGGCGUCCCGCUCAUGUUCCCGGGGACCAAGGACGCCUGGGACUGCUACUCCAUGGCGGGCGACGCCGACCUCAUCGCCGAGCAGCAUAUUUGGGCGGCGGUCGACCCGUACGCCCGGAACGAGGCCUUCAACUGCAGCAACGGCGACGUGUUCAAGUGGAAGCACUUCUGGAAGGUGCUGGCGGAGCAGUUCGGGAUCGAGGAGUACGGGUUCGACGAGGGCGGCAAGCGGCUGAGGCUGACGGAGGCGAUGAAGGGGAAGGAGAGGGUGUGGGAGGAGAUCGUGCGGGAGAACCAGCUGCAGGAGACCAAGCUGGAGGAGGUCGGGCUGUGGUGGUUCGUGGACUUGAUGUUCGACGGGCCGUCGCCGUUGGACAGCAUGAACAAGAGCAAGGAGCAUGGCUUCCUCGGGUUCAGGAACUCCAAGAACUCCUUCCUGUCCUGGAUCGACAAGGUGAAGGGUUACAAGAUCGUGCCUUGAGAUUGACUUGAAAUCAAAAUGCCCCCUUUCUCUCGCUAUUGGUGCUGAUGGUGAUAUUGAUCGUGUUGGUAUUGUAGUGAAGUGAAUUCCCCAUUUGUUCCUUUGUUUUCUGGGUACCCUUUUUGAGGUUGUAUCUGUCGACGUAUUGUUCCGGGGACGACGAUGUUCCGAAGUAAGGUUUAAUAAAUGACGCUGAACAAUACAUUUUGCUGUAA